Messenger RNA from Oryzias latipes (Japanese medaka), 1219 nucleotides. RefSeq names its product mediator complex subunit 19a (gene med19a). The record is from RefSeq and is a predicted model, not a curated record. Gene Ontology annotation, cellular component: mediator complex. Gene Ontology annotation, biological process: positive regulation of transcription by RNA polymerase II. Gene Ontology annotation, molecular function: transcription factor binding; transcription coregulator activity. NCBI's taxonomy places the organism in Eukaryota, Metazoa, Chordata, Actinopteri, Beloniformes, Adrianichthyidae.
AACAUAUUACGGUAUGCUGCGUGUUUGUGCUCUUCAUUACGGUAUUCGGUCCAGGGAAAUAAAGCCGCACAAAGAAGCGAGGAGUAGUGUAGUUGGCUCUCGGAUGGAUACAUGGUGAUCCUUCCUCCAUCGACAGGCCAGAAGCUAAACAAAACCGGCUUUUCGUCUCGGUGUAAAUGUAUCUCCGUUGAUAAGUAUGACGGAAAUGUUUUCAACUCUGUUUGGGCAAAAUGAAGCUCAGGGACCUCCCGGGUCGUCGUCUUUGGGUUUCGGACCGGGUAAACCUCCGCCACCUAUGCCGCAAAAUCAAGUGCCAAUGGCGGGGCAGAUGACACCACAGCUCGGGGAUGACGGGCCUACUCUGCGAAAGACGGGAGCCAUGAAUGAACCCUUUUACUUGCUGCGAGAGCUUCCUGUUGGAAAUGAACUGACGGGAAACACUAACCUCAUCACGCACUACAACUUGGAGCAUGCCUACAACAAAUUCUGUGGGAAGAAAGUGAAAGAGAAGCUCAGCAACUUUCUGCCAGAAUUACCAGGUAUGAUCGACUCUCCAGGCACUCAGGACGGCAGCUCUCUGCGCUCUCUGAUAGACAAGCCUCCAGUGUGUGGAAAUUCCUUCAGCCCACUGACUGGCACUAUGCUCACAGGCUUCAGACUACACACAGGACCGCUCCCAGAACAGUACAGACUGAUGCACAUACAACCUCCAAAGAAGAAGAGCAAACACAAGCACAAGCAUCAUCGGCCGCAAGAUCCAUUACCCCAAGAAACUCCAUCAGACACUGAUCCCAAGAAGAAGAAGAAAAAGAGGGAUGACGAUCCUGACCGUAAGAAAAAGAAGAAAGACAAGAAAAAGAAGAAGAACCGCCACAGUCCUGAUCACCCCGGUCUCGCUGGAUCACAACCAAACAGCAACAGCCUCAGAUAGACAAGAGCUCACUGUGUGCAUGUCUGAUUGUUUUUGUAAGAGGAAGUGUGUUUUGCAGGUGAAUGUAUUAAUAAAAGGAUGUUUAAAGAGAGAACUAGCUGUAUGAUCGUGUGUGUGUGAAAGUGAAUGAGCAGCAACACAGGGGAAGGGAAUGAUGGAGAUGUUGCAGAGUAAACAAAAAUGUGGAUGAACUGUGUUUGAGAGGUUACUGUACAUAUUUUCUUUAACUUUGUUGUAACACCUUUCACCAUAUGGCCAAAAUUAAAUAAACUAUUAUUUUUGUUUGCA